GGCUGGUGCUGUCUGUGGGUCCUGAACCUGCCCGGGCUGCUCUCUCCUGCCACCGGGAAGGGGGUUGACAUCGCCCACUAUAGGGAGCGAGUCAAGUCCAUGUUUUACCAUGCUUAUAAUAACUACUUGGAAAAUGCCUUCCCAUACGAUGAGCUGCGUCCUUUGACAUGUGAUGGGCAGGAUACUUGGGGAAGUUUUUCUCUCACACUGAUUGAUGCUCUGGAUACUCUACUAAUUUUGGGGAAUGUCUCAGAGUUCCAGAGAGUUGUCAGUGUGCUGCAGGAAGGCGUGAAUUUUGAUAUUGACGUAAAUGCUUCUGUCUUUGAAACCAAUAUCAGAGUGGUUGGUGGCCUCCUGUCUGCUCACUUGCUGUCAAAAAAGGCUGGCAUUAAAGUGGAAGCAGGAUGGCCGUGCUCUGGACCCCUUCUGAGAAUGGCAGAGGAUGCAGCUCGAAAGCUUUUGCCAGCUUUUCAGACCCCAACUGGAAUGCCAUACGGGACAAUUAAUUUGUUACAUGGAGUCAACCCUGGAGAGACCCCGGUGACUUGCACUGCUGGCAUCGGUACAUUUAUAGUAGAAUUUGCUACUUUGAGUCAUCUUACGGGUGAUCCAGUAUUUGAAGAUGUUGCCAGAAAAGCUCUUAAGACCCUUUGGAAAAAUCGGUCUGAGAUUGGUUUGGUGGGUAACCACAUUGAUGUGGUAACUGCCAAAUGGGUGGCUCAGGAUGCUGGCAUUGGAGCCGGAGUAGAUUCCUACUUUGAGUAUCUUGUUAAAGGAGCCAUCCUCUUGCAGGACGAGGAGCUGAUGUCCAUGUUCCUCGAUUAUAACAAAGCCAUAAAGAACUACACAAAAUUUGAUGAUUGGUACCUCUGGGUUCAAAUGUACAAAGGGACAGUCUCGAUGCCAGUCUUCCAGUCCCUUGAGGCUUACUGGCCUGGCUUACAGAGCCUUAUUGGAGACAUAGAUAAUGCAAUGCGAACGUUCCUCAAUUAUUACACUGUUUGGAGACAGUUUGGUGGCCUGCCUGAGUUCUACAACAUUCCCCAGGGCUAUACAGUGGAAAAACGUGAAGGAUACCCACUUAGACCUGAGCUAGUUGAGAGUGCAAUGUAUUUAUAUCGUGCUACGCAAGAUCCUACCCUAUUGGAGCUGGGCAGAGAUGUCGUAGAAGCAAUAGAGAAAAUCAGCAAGGUUGAUUGUGGCUUUGCAACAAUCAAAGAUCUGAGAGAUCACAGAUUGGAUAACCGCAUGGAGUCCUUCUUCUUGGCCGAAACGGUGAAAUAUUUGUAUCUGCUGUUUGACUCAGAUAACUUUAUUCAUAACAAUGGGUCGUCCUUUGAUGUCGUGCUGACACCAUAUGGUGAAUGUGUUCUGGGUGCUGGUGGAUACAUCUUCAAUACGGAAGCUCAUCCAAUAGACCCAGCUGCCCUGCACUGUUGCAGGAAACAAAAGGAAGAGCAGUGGGAAGUGGAAGAUUUAAUGCGGGAAUUCUAUUCUCUGCAGAGAAGCAAGAAGUUCACGUUGAGGAGAACGUCCGAUAAAAGAGGAGGGGAAGGGCAGAAAGACUCUGUAAACCCUUCCUCUGAACGCUGUAAGGAGCAAAUGAACUCUAAACAGAAGGAAAGAAGAAUGCCCCUAUUGAGCUGCCCCAGUCAACCCUUUAACUCAAAAUUAGCAGUUUUAGGGCAGGUCUUCUUGGAUAACACAUGAUUUA
Messenger RNA from Euleptes europaea (tarantolino), 1714 nucleotides. RefSeq names its product ER degradation enhancing alpha-mannosidase like protein 2 (gene EDEM2). Gene Ontology annotation, cellular component: endoplasmic reticulum; membrane. Gene Ontology annotation, biological process: endoplasmic reticulum mannose trimming; carbohydrate metabolic process; mannose trimming involved in glycoprotein ERAD pathway. The coding region runs from base 100 to 1710 and encodes 536 amino acids. Gene Ontology annotation, molecular function: calcium ion binding; mannosyl-oligosaccharide 1,2-alpha-mannosidase activity. The record is from RefSeq and is a predicted model, not a curated record. The transcript is spliced from 11 exons. Lineage: Eukaryota; Metazoa; Chordata; Lepidosauria; Squamata; Sphaerodactylidae.